This is a messenger RNA of Galeopterus variegatus (Sunda flying lemur), 2901 nucleotides long. It is a transcript of the gene HSDL1, whose product is annotated as hydroxysteroid dehydrogenase like 1. Bases 121 to 1113 code for a protein of 330 amino acids. The record is from RefSeq and is a predicted model, not a curated record. The transcript has 6 exons. NCBI's taxonomy places the organism in Eukaryota, Metazoa, Chordata, Mammalia, Dermoptera, Cynocephalidae.
GCAGACCCCUCUCCAGCCCUUCCCGGACGGGCUCUGAAAGUCACCCCCUUUGUCGAUUGGCCUUAGGAGGACAGAGCUGCAUAUUGCUGAAGGCCCAGAACUGACAGGGAGAAGGUUGCCAUGGCUGCUGUUGAUAGCUUCUACCUCUUGUACAGGGAAAUUGCCAGGUCUUGUAAUUGCUAUAUGGAAGCGCUAGCUUUGGUUGGAGCCUGGUAUACGGCCAGAAAAAGCAUCACCGUCAUCUGUGACUUUUACAGCCUGAUCAGGCUGCAUUUUAUCCCUCGUCUGGGAAGCAGAGCAGACCUGAUCAAGCAGUAUGGAAGAUGGGCUGUCAUCAGUGGUGCAACAGAUGGAAUUGGAAAAGCCUAUGCUGAAGAGUUAGCAAGUCGAGGUCUCAAUGUUAUCCUGAUUAGUCGGAACCAAGAGAAAUUGCAGAUUGUUGCUAAGGAUAUAGCUGACACCUACAAAGUGGAAACUGAUAUUAUAGUUGCGGACUUCAGCAGUGGCCGUGAGAUCUAUGUUCCAAUUCAAGAGGCCCUGAAAGACAAAGACAUUGGCAUCUUGGUAAAUAAUGUGGGCGUGUUUUAUCCCUACCCCCAGUAUUUUACUCAGGUCUCCGAGGACAAACUCUGGGACAUCAUAAAUGUGAACAUUGCUGCUGCUAGUUUGAUGGUCCAUAUAGUGUUGCCAGGAAUGGUGGAGAGAAAGAAAGGUGCCAUCGUCACUAUCUCUUCCGGCUCCUGCUGCAAACCCACUCCCCAGCUGGCUGCAUUUUCUGCUUCUAAGGCUUAUUUAGACCACUUCAGCAGAGCACUGCAGUAUGAAUAUGCUUCCAAAGGAAUCUUUGUACAGAGUCUAAUCCCAUUCUAUGUAGCUACUAACAUGACUGCACCUAGCAGCUUUCUGCACAAAUGCCCAUGGUUGGUGCCUUCACCAAAAGUAUAUGCACAUCAUGCUGUUUCUACCCUUGGAAUUUCAAAAAGGACUACAGGAUACUGGUCCCAUUCUAUUCAGUUUCUUUUUGCACAGUAUAUGCCUGAAUGGCUCUGGGUGUGGGGAGCAAACAUUCUCAACCGUUCCUUGCGUAAGGAGGCCUUAUCCUGCAAAGCCUGAAUCUGGACGCCUAUGUGAGAAGUUUUGCCAACUCACAGGGACCUGCGGUAUUAUGAUGUUGGAAAAACACAUUUAAUGGAUCGUAUGCAUUUUCUUUUGUUACUGAUCAUUUCGCAUACCGUUGAUUAAUCAUUUGCAAAGCAAACACAACGCUUUCAGAGAGUGCUGUGAGAAACUCAAAGGUCAUGUGAGUGGCACAGGGUGAAUAAUGAUGAGCCGCAGGAACUGACUGAAGAAACCUACGUUUCAGUGCUUCAUUCCCUAAGCUGUUCAAAUGUUGUAUGAUUUAUGUUGUUCUAGGAGCCAUGGCAGGCUAAUAUUGAAAUACAAUGUGACUUGUCAGCUGUUAUAAUUUCAGGUAUUGUUUUUAAGGGACAUUACCUGUUUCACUAGAUGAAUUAUACUUUUGGUUUUCAAAUGUUCAUCAGGAAAGACUAUUGAAAAGUGUUAUUUUAUCACUAAGAUUGCUGGUGACAUUAGCAGUAAAAAUCUGUGUGUAUUAUAUUGCUUAGCUCUAGUGUUUAUGUAUGAAAAUGCUGCUCUUCAACUGAGAUUUCAUUCGAUAACCACAUGUGUGUGUUCGUUGGGUGUGUAUGAACAACUUUAUUUAUGGUUAAGUACUUUAAAAAAGAUUUCUUGGCAAGAUGACUUAAUCAUGGAACCUAUGGGAUAUUACAAAUCUAGAUUAUUCCUUUUCAUACUAAACGAGUUUACUCAAUUUUGUUGUAUACGUUUGCCAUGUAUAAUAUUACUUCCUAAAUUAUGUUUUUCUUUGUUUUUUUCCAAAUCUACUAUGGAAUGAAUUCAUUCCUAGAUUUGGAUAUGUAAUGGGUAACCUUCAGUCAUCUUUUGAUUUACGAGAUAAUUGUUACAUAUAAUUAGUGAUUUCUCAGCCUGUGACCCAUUUUAUAACAAAUUUAGCCCUUUAGAGCUUGUUAUAUCUGGUUUUCAUACACUUUUCUAUGUAAUAUUCCAUUCCAGUUGCAAUAUUAUAUAAACAUCAAGUAUUUAUGGAAUAGUAGUUAAAAUAUGGACAAAUUUCAUGUUGUAUCUGUCAGAAUAAGUUAGAAGCUUAUUCUUGGUUUGUGUAAUGAAUUCGUGUAUUAGAGUGAAUCCUUUUAUUGGUGCGAAGAUAAUUAUGCACCAACCUCCAUGGUGUGGGUUAGCAUUGAAACCUACUGUGAAAUGUCUUUAGUUCAGGUCUUAUAAAGCCAACCAUUUUGAGUACCACAUACCUAGUGCUUUGAAAACCGUCAGUCACUAAAUGAAUAUGACAGUAUGUGUGUAUUUAAAAUUCAGAGCUUAAUAUUGUGACACUGAUGCAGAAGCUACUGAAUGGGUUGAAAAUCAGGACUUCCAUGGAAUUGUUUUCUUAUGAGGUGGUAUUCCAUUAGAAGUGGGCAUAAGCACACUUUUACAUUAUGCACAGACUUUUGCCCAUGACAUUGCUUACAGUGUUUCCUGUGACUUGGACUCAGCUCUUCAGAGGUUAAGUUCAGAAGCUUUCCUACUCCUAGAUCAUGUCUUCCAAAUCUAAGAUGUGGAAAACUACACACUUGGAGAUACUCUGUCACAACAAAGAAGGUUCUGAUGGUGUUAACUUGGAAUCCUCUUGACUUCAUGCCAUGUUGAUGUGACCUUUGAUUGAUGUGUAGUAAGCAGCAGCAAUUCUAUGUAAAGAUAUUGUCAGUUAUUUAUGAGGUUAUGUGGUCCAGUAAUGUCUUAGAUUUAUAAAUUAGGUGUGGAAUCAUCAUUACAUGAUGAGAAUAAACAAACACACCUUGUUGA